CACUCUGUGUGGUGGUGUUGCGCCGUUUUGCGCUGCAUCUCGUAUCGUCUCAUUUGUAACUGUGAAGGAAAUAUAGAUACCACAUCAGGUGCACCCUGCAGUGGAGCGCCCAUUCUUCUGCAGGCUUGCAGCUGCAGUCCUGCCGAAUACAGGCUUGCUGAAAGAUCGCCUCGCAAAAAGAUUCACCGAACACGGUGCUGCAAGCACGUAGCAGUCUUCUCGUGACGUCAUGGAGUCUGUGUACACUCAAACGCCGACGCUGCUGCAUUUCCCGAGCCGGCGGGAGCUGCUGGCGAGGUUCACGUACUACGACUACGCGGUGUUCGUGUGCAUGCUGGCCAUGUCCGGCUCGAUGGGCCUGUGGAGCGCCUGGCACGACAGCCGCAGCGAUGCCAAGAGUGGCAUCUCGCUGCUGCUGAACGGCGAGCGGCGACUUCCAGCGGUGCCCGUGGGCGCCUCGCUCAUGGCCAGCUUCAUAUCGGCCGCCUACCUGCUGGGAAAUGCGGCCGAGGUGUAUCGCAACGGAACACUCUACAUGAUGACCUUCGUGUCGUACGCGCUUGCUUUGGCCGUGACGGCGCACCUGUUCAUGCCCGUGUUCUACCAGCUUCAGGUCAUGACAGCGUACGAGUAUCUGGAAUUGCGCUUUAGUCGGAUCGUACGGAUUGCUGCUGUUAUCCUGUAUAUGUUCGAAAUGACAAUUUACAUCGCGAUAUCUCUGUACGCUCCAGCUUUGGCACUUUCUCAACUGACCGGAAUGACGCUGUGGUCGGCAGUCGUGGCCAUCGGACUGGUCUGCACGGUUUACACAAGCGUCGGAGGCAUCAAGGCAGUGGUUCUGACGGACACCUUCCAGGCGGUGGUGACGGUGGUGGCUAUGCUGGUCGUGUUAUCGCUGGGCAUGUAUCAGAUGGGGGGACUGCAGGAAGUCUGGCGGAUCUCACUCAGUGGCGGCCGCGUGCAAUUCGAUGUUAUCGACCCGGAUCCCACGGUUCACUACACCGUCUGGGGCUUGGCUAUUGGAUCUUUCUUUAACAACGCAGCCAGCUACGCGACUAACCACAUGAUGGUGCUGCGCUACCUGACUGUGCCCACACUCAGCAAAGCCAAGUUUGUCGUCUGGUUCAACUUUCCCCUGCUGUGCAUUGUGCUGUCGCUGAGCUGCUUGGCUGGUCUGCUAGUCUACGUAAAAUACGCCAGUUGUGAUCCCGUGGCAGCUCACCAAAUUUCUACGGACGACCAGCUGCUGCCCUACUUUGUGAUGGAUGUGCUUGGAAAGAUGACCGGAGUUCCUGGCUUGUUCGUUGCCGGUAUCUUUGCGGCUUCACUGAGCUCCAUAUCAUCUGGAGUCAACGCCUUGUGUGCGGUGUCAUACGUGGACAUCAUUGCCAUCAUCAAGCCAGACAUUCCAGACAAAAUUGGGGCAAAGAUUAUUGUGGCACUAGGGGUGUUCUUCGGCCUGCUGACGAUCGGCCUGGUGGGCAUCGCUUCGAAAAUGGGCAACGUGCUCGCCGCAUCCCAGGUCAUCAACAGUUCAAUCGGCGGACCUCUGCUGGGCCUCUUUACACUGGGAAUGUUUGUUCCAUGUGCUAACAGCAAAGGGGCGAUCACAGGACUCGUAAUUUCCCUGACCUUCUCACUUUGGAUAAACUUGGGUCAAUUCGUCACCUCCAUGGCUCUCACGCAGCCACCUCCAUCUAUGAACGGCUGUCCCGUUGAAGUGCGAAAUGCAACUUCAGCCACCUUGGGCGACGUCACAGGAGUCAUGAAAGAAGCCACCAGUGGUGUGUUACCAGAUAUUUACGCUCUCUCAAGCCUUUGGUACAGCAUGCUAGCCUGGUUCGUCUUGCUCGCGGUGGCCGUUCCAGUCAGCUGUUUCACUUCGACAUCAUCCAGCACGGACACCAUGAACCCAAAACUUAUUUGCCAAGUAGCUGACGUAGUCUUCUGGUUUGCACCGGAGAAAUUUCGAAGUCGCCUAAGGUUCAACAUCGGAAAGAACUACGUUGAGCCAGAAAAGUCGGCGACCCCCGAGAAACGGGCUUCGGCGCCACAAGUAGUCUUCGACUGUGAGAAGAAGGCAGAUAAGAAAAAGCACGACAGCUCGCUCGCCGCCAUCUCGUACAUCCGGCGGGGGACGAAUGCGUCUUUAGCUGUAUCUCCACCUCCACCUGCUCCCUGGAUACCGCCAUCGUCCUGUGACUUUAAAACGCACAUGUAGAGAGCGCACAGACGCAUCCACGGCCGACCACUGCAGUCCAUGCCUCCUAAACGUCUAAUACACACUCCGUUCGCGCGGAUGCCAUGAUCUUUAGUGACCUGCAUGGAGCAGUUAAACACGAACUAGGAUGUCUGCUUCUUUCAGUUGUAUGACAUUACUUUUUUUACCGGUAUGUGGUCAGGUUUGUUACAGCCGUGGUAAUGGAGGGAACAAGAGCUAGCGGCAGUUCUGCUCUGCUAAAGCGACCUGGAACUGCACCAACACCAUCGCCAAAGUUGUGCCAGUCAAGAAAACAGGUGUCUUGUGCCGAGAGUGCUAUACUAGUGCUAGGGCGGCUAAGACUAUCGAAACCCAGUUCUAGCCACUCUAACUGUGCCGCAUCAUAUAGGUAGUCCUCUAGGAUUAUUAGUUUCUGGGUUAGUUUCUGGACAUUACGCGGGCCAUACAAACCAUGACACCUGUGCCGCCAGACGAGAGUGACAAUGAAGUCUUUCGCUGCCGGUUUUGAAAGCAGGAUGACGUGAUUUGCAAAUCUCUGAGGGCCUUCAACGUGCGUCUGUGCAGGGACGCUCGUCAGUGGAAUGUCUUGUCAGAAUUAGAAAGGUAUAAUAACUCGCCUUGUGCCCACCUUUGUGCCCGUCUGCAGUUGUGUACAGUUGUAGAGAAGUGCUAACACUCCCCUGUGCUCCUGAGACCGGUAUUCAGACGGGAAAACAUCCGAUCAAUACAGUUAGCCUGAGAUCGCGUGUAACCUACCAGCCAUCAAUACUUACCCAACAUAAGCGAAUCGAAUGAAGUACAAAUACAAGGUUGAGAGCGUAUUCAGUGGAAGCUUCGCAAGACACAAGUUCGUAGUUACACACAGUGACGAGUCUUAAGUGGACUGCUACCUGAUAUGAUUGCCUUAAUUACCUUAAUUCACAGCUAGGCACCUUCACCAACUUACUUUUCUUUUUUCAUCAACUAAACAUCACUCGCCUAGCCACCAAGCAAAAGCUACCUUUACUGUCAAUAGGAGAGCACGUUCAUAAUUUAAGAAACAUUUAACGAUCACACCGACGAAUAAAACACGAUAUUGCAAAUGGGUUGUGCAGCUAUCCGCAUGAAAAACGAAGUUUCAUGAAAAUAAAAAAAAAAAAAAUCCGUUCACCACAGAGUAUAGCACAAAUGGAAACAUAUACUUGUUCAUCAGGGAAAAAAAGCUUUAGAGUUGAGAAAAAGAUUGUAAGGUGGCGGUGAUCGAACCCGGACUAGAACGAAUUGUAUUUUUGUGAUACUGUCGCGCGGAUGAGUUUUUCCUUUUCACGAAACGUCCUCCACCUCGCGGAUUUCAGCACAGCUUGUUUGCCGUAUUGACUAUCCCUGUGCUUCGAGUUCUAGAUUAUUUCGCCCUCGCCAUGUGCUCCUCCAUCUUCCUGGUUAGCUAAGAUGACAGAGGGCCGCCCCGAAAAUGCUUUGGUUCAUUUCUGAGAAACCCGUAUCAUUAUUAUUUUUCCUUAGAUUUGUGGUACUCUAGGAUGUAUCACAAUAUUUCCUUUAAUCAAACACAGUAUAUUUGCACAGCUACAAGCCAAAAGCGUAAACAAGCGUUCAGAUUCAGUAUCCUGUUAGGUAAACCUCCGUUGUAACUUUCGUGACUUGAAGUCGAAGAACACCACACAUUUCUUGUCGAACGAACGAUAACUUUAUUUACUAUCCGGCGAGUUAUUCUUGCCGAGAUUCAUUUAUUUAUUUCUUGGCCUGUUGUCUAACUAUAGCUUAUUGUGCAGGUUUUCUUACAGAUGAAUGUAGGACUCGAUGCCGAGAGCCUUAAGGCCAAACUACACGUACCCUUGCAGGCGCGACUCGCGUUUGCCGCGCCUCGCGAGGAAUGUCAGUUUGCAUCUACAAGUAUACGCGCGCCAGCGCGCGCCCACUUUUCUCACUCCUAACGUUUUGACAGACAUCGUUUCGUACUUUGUUAUUGACUACGCUUUGAAAUGCAGAAAUAUUCAUAAACGAAUUUGUUUUAUUUUUACAGAGUCGUUAGACGAGCGCGAAAAUGUAAUGAAAAAACACAUUCUCGCAUGACAUAGCUGCCGUACUGAAUGCUGAUUGUACCACGCCGUAGCUGUAUAGCCAGGAGAGUAGAAACGCGAGGCAGCCAAUCACUGAUUAUCCGUGCUUGCGCCGCGCUUAGACGCGUACGAUCUGUCCCGCGUGAUCUACGCAUGCGUAGGCGCGCCGGAGCGAUCUCUCGCGCGCCGGCAAGCGUAUGUUUAGAUUGUCCUUUACCACAGACGUAAUUUAUUUGUACAUACCUGUCAUGUUAUUCGAAACAUCACGCAAAAGACGACUAUUUAUUCAAAGUGUAAAUAAAGAUGGCAAACAUUCA
This is a messenger RNA of Dermacentor silvarum, 4595 nucleotides long. RefSeq names its product sodium-coupled monocarboxylate transporter 1-like. The record is from RefSeq and is a predicted model, not a curated record. Gene Ontology annotation, cellular component: membrane. Gene Ontology annotation, biological process: transmembrane transport; sodium ion transport. Bases 230 to 2221 code for a protein of 663 amino acids. Gene Ontology annotation, molecular function: symporter activity. Lineage: Eukaryota; Metazoa; Arthropoda; Arachnida; Ixodida; Ixodidae. The transcript has 16 exons.